GCUCCGGAGAGCCCGACGCCGCUCUCUGUGUGUUUCUUUUGUAACAACUCAUUCAUUAGUCGAUAGAGCUUCUUUUUUUAAUUUUAAAUAUGGUCUGUGGCGGCUUCACCUGUUCCAAAAAUGCCCUUUGUUCCCUGAAUGUGGUUUACAUGCUGGUCGGGCUGCUUCUAAUCGGAGUCGCAGCAUGGGGCAAGGGGUUCGGCUUGGUGUCGAGCAUCCACAUCAUCGGAGGGGUCAUCGCAGUGGGCGUCUUCCUGCUGCUCAUCGCUAUCGUCGGACUCAUCGGAGCGAUACACCACCACCAAGUCAUGCUUUUCUUUUACAUGGUCGUUCUUUUCAUCGUUUUCCUGUUCCAAUUUGGAGUUUCUUGUUCCUGCUUGGCAAUGAACCGCGGACAGCAGGAGGCACUUCUGAACUCGGCUUGGGGAAUGUUGGAAAACAAGACCAAGACCGACCUGGAGAGCCAGCUGAACUGCUGUGGGCUGCUCAACGUCACCGCCAGCCAGGCACAGUUUGAUCUGGACUUGCAGAACUGCCCUGCUUUAUGCAAAAAGAACACCGUCUGCUACACCUGCGGGGAUAUGAUGCUGACUCAUGCAACUGAGGCGCUGAAGAUCCUCGGGGGCGUCGGGCUCUUCUUCAGCUUCACAGAGAUCCUGGGAGUGUGGCUCGCUGUGCGCUACAGGAACCAGAAGGAUCCGCGGGCGAACCCAAGUGCUUUCCUAUAGUCUGUCCCCCGUGCGCAGCGCCAUUGAUGCAACGUCAGACACACUGGCACACAUCGGACCAUGCACAUCGAGAGGCAGACACGCCCGCACACAAUCCAGUACCACGCCAACGACAACAACGCAGAAUGGACGAUCGCACGCAGCACCUGACAAACACUGCGAAACAAAACACACACACACACACACACACCUUUACCUGAGACUGAGACGCUACAACAACCGGUCCAGAAAUGUUGCCAGAGCUCCAACCUGAAGACCUGGAUACUUGUGUAUGAAAGGAUAACUUGUAAUACCCAGAAGUGUGACUUGUUGGUAUCACGACUCAGCCUUGAUUCGAGUACCAGAUGCCCUGCUAGUUUCCAGCUGUGUGACGAGGGAUGAGACGUCUCUGCAUGCGUCCUCGGCCUGCACAGACAAGCAGCCUCUUUGUUCAUUUAUUCCACACACCAACCAAAUGACUGUGCCGUGUCCCACAAAUUCACUUGUAUGCACCUUGAAUUCUUCCCUCUUGUCUCCAAUGUAGUCAGGAUUUUUCCUGCAUAGAGAAAAUUUGGGCGCGCGCCUAAGCCGUUUUCCCGAACGCCUAUGACAAAUCCCGAGCGCCAAAGGCAAAAAAAAAAGUCCGCGAUGGAAAAAAAAUAAUAACUGUGUUCAUCACGUGCAUGUCAGCGAAUAUGUUCUCAAUAGUAUGUUUCAAGUAGGCUACAGCCGAACCCUCGUUCUGUUUUGAUCAAUAGUAAUCAAGUUCAGUGUUUCCCCUAGGUUUACAGCUUCAGGAGGGCGGGACUAGUGCCGCUAGCCAUGCCUAAGCUUAAUUUAACAGAGGUGUGCUCACCUGUGUGUGCGCGCAUCACGGCUGAGCGAGGCGCGCGCCGGCAUCGGAGCUUUUUGGGAGCACCGAAGACCCAUUUUGACCCAGGAAAAACCCUGGUAGUGCCACCACAUAACGACAAAUAUAUUCCUCUGGCCAGUGCUAUUGGUGAUGUGUAGAAUUGUAAACCUGACGUGUCCAGCCGAGGCGAAUACUAGACAUGUGUUGUAAAUUUGUUUUGGAAUUGUAUGUAAAUGUUCUUUUUUCAAAUGCCGGGAUGUAACAGGAUUACGAAGCAAGAUGAGGUGUUAGGUUGUGUAGUUGCUAAAGUCUUUCAGGUUCAAAAAAAGUGUAUGAACUGUAACUGAGCCAACUAACUUUUAAAAGUCCGAGAUAUUAGGACGCCAAUGGACUGCAGCCUUGAUGUUGUACAUAAUCUUUUAGAAAUCGCUCUUGAUGGGUUUGCCGUGUAGUUGCCCCUCUAGUUGGGAGGUUUGCCUGCAUAGUUGAGGUCUUUGAAGGCCACAAUAAUCCACCCUUCCUGUAUUUAAUGUUUCUUUGUGUUGCACAGUGAUGUUGCUUAGUAUAGCUUUUGGUGGAAAGGCGAAUUCAGGUACGUAUCAUUUUAGUUCUGUGUAACUGGAAGACAUCAUGACAAAAAGAAAUACAUAAAGUGCUGUUUAAUUUUUUUUGUAAAUAUAUAUUUGGGUAAAUUUAGCCCAAAGUUCUCAUUGCAAACCCAAUUUUGUUUUUAAUGGUGUUAAUUGUGAAAAUGUGCUCUUGGUUGCAGUUUUUUUUUAUUUAUUUUUUUAUGUUUUAUGUUUUAAAACGAUCUUUAGUGGAAUGAUUUUGUUCUCAUUUGACAUCAGCUCUUUUUAUUCAUCAGUGUUAAAUGCUUUGUAAAAAAAUUGUUAAUAUUUCCAGGAUCUAUUUAAGUUAAGUUUGAGGAUGCACAUUAGGCUCAAUUAAUGUUGUAGUUAUGAUUACAUCAUGUUGUUGCCAAACUCGAUGUUUGACAUUUCCUGUUGAUAAAUCACUGCUCAUCAAUUCUCUCUUUUAAGAUGGUUUUUCUCUUUUUGAAUUGCUUAUAACUUAAAGGACUAACAAACUGUAACUACAUGUCUUACUUGAACCUGUCAACUUGGCUGAUAUGAAAUUCCUGCUGCUGAUUUGGUUUCAUCGCGGGUGUAAACAAACAUUUUGACAGAUCUUAAGCAACGUUAUAUUAUGCCAUAUAUUAAACCUCACUUUGAAUUUGUGUGCACUUGUUAUUCAAAUGUAUCAUGAAUUUUUGAGACUUAAUUUUCCAAAUAAUAAAACCUCAAUUUGAAAACUGUU
Molecule: messenger RNA, 2877 nt
Organism: Pseudoliparis swirei
Lineage: Eukaryota; Metazoa; Chordata; Actinopteri; Perciformes; Liparidae
Gene: tspan31
Product: tetraspanin 31
Exons: 6
Coding region: 90-728 (212 amino acids)
Cellular component (GO): membrane
Source: RefSeq, a predicted model, not a curated record